GGUAUUUUUCAAAUAGUCCAGCCUUGGUCACACUGCUGUAGACAAGUGCAUAAACAUUUACUCCAGGUGACAAAAAGUAAAUAAAGGAAAAUUUUAACCGCAUCGCAAGCAGACAACACAUUUAAAAAGCACCGACAAACCGCUCCAGAAUGGCUUCAUUUUUCAACGUUGGCGCUUUGGGAAAUGUUUUCUCCACCCCAGUUGGACAGCGCAUAGAGGCCGCCACCGAUGCCAACUUGGCCUCGGAGAACUGGGCAGCCAACAUGGAAAUCUGCGACAUGAUCAACGAGUCCUCGGACACCGCCCGCGAUGCCAUGCGCGCCAUUCGGAAGCGUCUUUCCCAGAAUGCCGGCAAGAACAACCAGGUGGUGAUGUACACGCUGACCGUCCUGGAGACGUGCGUGAAGAACUGCGGCAAGGCCUUUCAUGUCCUGGUGGCCCAGAAGGACUUUAUCAACGAGCUGGUCAAGCUUAUUGGGCCAAAGAACGAUCCACCAGCUGCCAUGCAGGAAAAGGUUCUUAGCCUCAUACAGAUCUGGGCGGAUGCCUUCAAGAACCAACCGGAUCUUAAUGGCGUUACGCAGAUGUACAUGGAGCUGAAAAACAAAGGCAUUGAGUUUCCAGCCAACGAUUUGGAUGCCAUGGCGCCUAUUUACACGCCUCAAAGGAGCGUUCCCGAGCUGCCUCCUCAAUUGGUGGCCGCUCAGCAGCACGCAAUCUCGCCUCAACACAUGGCUGCCGCAGCUGCCGCCGCUUCAGCGGCCGCACCAACCAGCACAGGUCCUUUGCACUUGACACCCGAACAGGCGGCGAAGCUGCGCUCCGAGCUGGAGAUCGUCAGCAACAACAUGUCCAUCCUGAGUGAAAUGCUUAGUGUUCUGAAGCCCGGCCAGGAGUCGCCGGAUGACUAUGCCCUGCUCAACGAGCUCACCUCCACCUGCAAGGAGAUGCAGUCUCGCAUUGUGGAUCUGAUUGGACGCGUCCAGGACGACGAGCUCACCGCGGAGUUCCUGCGCAUCAAUGACGAGCUGAACAAUGUAUUUUUGCGCCAUCAGCGAUACGAGAAGAAUCGCUCGCAGGGCCAGGGAGCUGUUGUCACCUCGCCCUCUGCGGUGCUGGGCGCUGCAAUGGGCCUGCCCGGAGUGGGAGCUGCUGGAGCGAACACUUUGGCCUCUCUCCCACCUCCGCCCACAACAACUGCCGUGAGCAAUACGCCGCAAAGUGACCAGCUGCUGAUCGAUCUGAUCGAGAGCAGCGAGGAGGCCCAACUGCCGCAGAAUCUGGGUCAGCUCAGUCUGGGUGGAGGAGCACCUCUCGCUGGCCAGAGGGGAGCGAAGCCACCCGAUGAGUUCGAUAUGCUGGCUCAAUCGCGCACCGAUGGCAACCAUAAAUCGGAUAUGCUUAGGGACAUUCCCUCCGUGGACGCCGCUGCUGGAAGUGUGACGGCCACAAUCUCGCCUUAUGAACAGAACCAACCGCAGCAGACACAGCGAUCAGCCGGCGAUCCGCCGGUGGUAAGUAAAUCGACGAAAGAGAAUGAGAUCGACGAGAUGGAGGCGUGGUUGGGCAGCUCACACAUUGAGGGCAUUGAGGAACUGACUAGCUCGGAGUUUGAUAAAUUCCUUGAGGAGCGAGCCGCUGCUGCCGAAAAUCUUCCAACGAUCAAUGCAUCGAACUCCGCCGCCAGUGCCACGACAGGAUCCGUCGGAAAUGACAGCUUACGAAAGACACCAAAGAAACCGGGCGCCGAGGAGGAUCUGCUCGCGCUUUGAGUGAUCUCCGCAAGCUCUAUCAUCGGCUCUAAUUGUUUACUCUUUCAAAUGUUACACACACCCUAACAUACUUAUGCAUAACGUCUAUAUAAUAGCAGAUACAUAUUUAACACUUAUGUGAAAUGCUUUUAAUUUUUACAAAACUGCAACGAUAACUAUUGAUUAUAUUCAAAACAAAAACAAAAAGCGAUCUUUUGUUGGUCUAAUUAUAAGCCACGUCUACACAUAUUGAUGGUAAUUUAAUGUAUUACGUUACAAGUCUAUUUGUUGUUUAUUUAUACAUAUAUACAUACAUUAUAAAGCUAAUUUAUUUUACAUAAACCAAACGAUCGAAAAGAAAAACUAAAACAAAAGCAAAAUACAUUUCAAGCACGUACCGAA
Drosophila ficusphila is the source of this 2153-nucleotide messenger RNA. RefSeq names its product TOM1-like protein 2. Gene Ontology annotation, molecular function: clathrin binding; phosphatidylinositol binding; ubiquitin binding. The transcript has 6 exons. NCBI's taxonomy places the organism in Eukaryota, Metazoa, Arthropoda, Insecta, Diptera, Drosophilidae. The record is from RefSeq and is a predicted model, not a curated record. Gene Ontology annotation, biological process: signal transduction. Bases 150 to 1772 code for a protein of 540 amino acids. Gene Ontology annotation, cellular component: membrane; endosome.